This is a messenger RNA of Thecamonas trahens ATCC 50062, 909 nucleotides long. Its product is annotated as HIT zinc finger family protein. The record is from RefSeq and is a predicted model, not a curated record. The transcript is spliced from 2 exons. Bases 1 to 909 code for a protein of 302 amino acids. Lineage: Eukaryota; Apusomonadida; Apusomonadidae.
AUGCUGCCGCUGCUCUCCAAGCUGAUCUCGGCGUCGAUGGCAACGUCGAGUCCGGGGGGUCUCAUCCUGCUUGCCUCCUGGAUACGGAUCGCGCUGGAAGAGCUGAACGAGACAAUGAUGGCCUCGGGCGAGGUGCCGGACUUUGACGCAUUGCCCGACGCUGUUCGCUGGGCCUUUGCCCAAGAGCUCGAGGUCGGCGCUAUGGCACCGAUGAUGGACCUCUGGCAACCGUGGUGGCUACCUGACGCACCACUGGCCGACCUUACACCGGCGCCGCCAGACCUGCCACUGAUAUCCGAGCUCUCCCGCCUGCCGCCGGCGCCAGGCGUCCUCGUCAGCCUCGUCGAGGUUGUCGCUGCUGCCGCCGCCGCCCUCCGCAAGUACAACGGCGAGCUGAUGUUUGCCGAUGGCGAGUGGCGCCAGGUGGUCGAUCUGCUUGCCACUGUCGCGCCGACUGCCUUUGGAAGGGAACCGCCGCCGGCGCUGGUGUCGCCGGCGUCGGCGGACGCGCUCGCGCUCGCCGCCACCGCCGCCCUUGUCGCGGCAGGCCCUCGCAUCCACACCGCAGCUGGGUUUGAUAUGUUCAUUGUCCUCCGCGACGUCGCCGCACUGUUUGACGCGGGCACACGCGGGAGAGACCAAGGAGAUGAGGUGGAAGGAAGACUGCGCGCCAGGUUAGACCGGCUGCUGGCGCAAGUGGAGACCUGGUGGCGACGCGCCCGCAAAGCUGCCAAGGCCGAGCGUGCACAGGGCACCAAAGCUGUGCUCAAGGCCGCAGAGCGCAAGGUCUACUACCUUCGGUGCUGGUUGGGCGACGGCGGUGCCAGUGCCGCCGCCGCCGCGCGGCUGGAUCGCGCUGCAGAUAUUGCUCUCGCCCGCCUCAAGCUUGCCGAAGAGCCGGCCGGGUAG